AUCAGCCAGCCCAACCAGACCAUCCAAGCCUUCGGGAUCGUUUUGGCAUAGCCGCUACGGGGCAUUACUACUAAUCGAGGCAAUCGACAUUAAAACAUCCACGCGUCCACCUGACUCACACUUAGGCAAACGCUUUUCACCUCGCAACAACCUUCCUUGCCCCCCAGCGCUGAGUCACCCGUGUUUCUAGGCAAGGAUAUUGAAGCAACAUCUGGUAUUUUGGGAAACCUUCUGCAUAUAGUUUUAUCGGUUCCCACUUUCUCCCUCCCUCCUACCUCCUCCACCUACCACAUACUUAUCUCGGCUGCACAACCUCACACCAACUUGCAACCGACACACCCGCCAUAUACACAUACACAUAGAGAUACCGAUGGCGUAUCAGCUGCAACAACAACAACAGCACCACCAAUAUUCAACACCAGUCAAAAUGGAACUUUCUCCCACCGAGUCUUUACUCUCCGUCCCUGGUGACGACUACUCAUCACUCUUUCCCGCCUCUUCCACCGGCGCCGAGUCCCCCUCGACAAUGAACCCUCUCGAGAUGAUGACUCCCCGAUCCAGCUCCGACGACAAGGAUGAGGCCGAUGGUGCCGAGUCUCCCUCGCAAGACGGCGACAAGAAGCCCACCAAGAAGAGAAAGUCUUGGGGCCAAGUCCUCCCUGAGCCCAAGACCAACCUUCCUCCCAGAAAGCGAGCCAAGACCGACGACGAGAAGGAGCAGCGCCGUGUCGAGCGUGUUCUCCGCAACCGCCGCGCCGCCCAGUCAUCGCGCGAGCGCAAGAGACUCGAAGUUGAGGCCCUUGAGCGCCGCAACCAAGAGCUCGAGUCUCUCCUCCUCAACGCCCAAAAGGCCAACCUCCUCCUGGUUGACGAGCUCAACCGCUUCCGCCGCGACUCCGGCGUCGUCACCCGCACAUCGUCACCCCUUGACGCCCUCCGUGACAACAACAUGACUCUCGCUCCCGAGCUUUUCAAGGGUACCGUUGCUCAGGCCAACGGCCUUGUCGACAUCAACGCUACCACCGUAAACCCAGCCUCCAUCUCCCCCGAGCUGGCCCCCGUAUCCGACGCUGCCCUCCAGGCUCAGCAAGCUGAGGCGUCCGCAAAGGCAAGCACUACUCCCGACGUGACACAACAUCCUGCAGCGAUGUUGUCCGACCUGCCGUGUCACAUGUCGGCGAGCGUGCCACUGACCUCUCUGGACUCAACAACAACGCCUCGUUUGGCCUGGUUCCUGCAGCUCAGGAUGCUGCUCCUUUCAGCCUCGGCGAUUCUUACAGCGUGCGAACGGCCGCUGACGCAGAUCGCUAUGUCCUCGAAAGCGGGCUUCUCUCUUCUCCCAACUCCUCAAUUGUUGACGACGAUUAUCUGGCUCGUGACGCUGCCCCCAGCUUCACGCAUCAGCCCGAUUUCGAGCUCUUCGACAUCAACGACUUCCUCAACGACGAGGCCAGCCAUGUCGCCUCUGACAUUAUGGCAGCGAGCCACUAUGCCGCUGCGGACCACGGUUUCGACCUCUCGGUCCACGACUCUGAGAGUCAAGUCUAUUAGGAAAAUCCUAACCAGCAGCCCCUCCCUGGCGCGUCCCUUGAUGGAUGCGACGUUGGCGGCAUUGCGGUUGGUUUCCGAGGGAUGCGACAAUCAGGUCGUUGGCCUAGAGAGCGAGUCCAGUGCGACGCGCGCUCAGGAGAGCGAGCUGACAGAGUGUCUGAGGGGCAUUAAGCUGCCCUCAAGGGAAGUAUUGUUGACUUUGUUGUGGACCUUGAAGGUUGAAUCAGCCAAGUUGAAGAGAAGAGAAGAAUCGACAAUUACAGUUUACGACCCUAACUCGGAAGCCACCGUCAUGGCCCAAAAGCAGCAGCGGAGGUUUCAAAACAUCAGUGCCGGCAGGAGACGUCCUCGCCUGCACUGAUGCAUUUGAACAUACACCAUCAUAUUUUAUUAUUUUUUCAUCAUCUUCUUUUUUGGGGGGACCGGUUAAUAAUCCUUUUUAUCUACUUGUUGCGAGCGCGGCGGCUUUUGCCGUGUCUCAACUUUACUGGCGCAAAAAUGAAUUGGGAACGAAGCAGCCUCUCGAUCGAAAAUGGAUCGAGCCAGCGGGCAUGAAUGAACGGAUCAAAUCAAUUUCAUGUAUACUAGUUAUUUACAAUUGUGGAACAGAAUAUACAAUGUUCACCGUAU
[Torrubiella] hemipterigena is the source of this 2181-nucleotide messenger RNA. The record is from the annotation of a GenBank genome assembly. NCBI's taxonomy places the organism in Eukaryota, Fungi, Ascomycota, Sordariomycetes, Hypocreales, Clavicipitaceae.